This is a messenger RNA of Octodon degus (degu), 1219 nucleotides long. It is a transcript of the gene Actr6, whose product is annotated as ARP6 actin related protein 6 homolog. The coding region runs from base 254 to 1219 and encodes 321 amino acids. Gene Ontology annotation, cellular component: Swr1 complex. The record is from RefSeq and is a predicted model, not a curated record. Gene Ontology annotation, molecular function: nucleosome binding. The transcript has 9 exons. NCBI's taxonomy places the organism in Eukaryota, Metazoa, Chordata, Mammalia, Rodentia, Octodontidae.
UUUUUGCAUCUUGACGAAUCUCGCCAUCACCUGGAUAAGUUAGCAUUAAAAAAGAGGUGUUCAAACCAAACCAAACCAAACCAAACCAAACCAAACCCGGAUGUUCAAUCAUCUGGCUUCUGGCGUCCCCCGUUGCCAGGGUAACCGGAAGCGCGCCCUAAGCUCCGCCCAGUAAACCACAGAGAACCGGAAGAAGCUUGAGCAGAAGGGCCGGAAGGGAAAGCGACUGCGGGUCCGUGUGGCUGGUUCUGAAAUGACGACCUUAGUGCUGGAUAACGGAGCCUACAACGCUAAAAUCGGUUACAGCCACGAAAAUGUCUCGGUUAUUCCUAAUUGUCAAUUCAGGUCAAAAACAGCACGUCUUAAAACAUUUACUGCUAACCAGAUUGAUGAAAUAAAAGACCCUUCAGGACUCUUUUACAUCCUUCCUUUUCAAAAGGGCUACUUGGUGAAUUGGGACGUUCAACGACAAGUUUGGGAUUACCUUUUUGGAAAAGAAAUGUAUCAGGUUGAUUUUUUAGAUACUAAUAUUAUUAUCACAGAACCGUAUUUUAACUUCACUUCAAUUCAAGAAUCAAUGAAUGAAAUUCUAUUUGAAGAAUACCAGUUUCAAGCCGUAUUGAGAGUAAAUGCUGGGGCACUCAGUGCACAUAGGUAUUUCCGAGAUAAUCCUUCUGAACUGUGCUGUAUUAUUGUAGACAGUGGAUAUUCUUUUACACAUAUAGUUCCUUAUUGUAGAAGUAAAAAGAAAAAAGAAGCAAUUAUUCGGAUAAAUGUGGGAGGGAAGCUCCUGACCAAUCAUCUGAAGGAGAUCAUCUCUUACAGGUUAAAAGGAGAAGACAAUACAGUUAUGGUAGACUAUGUUUUACCUGACUUCAGUACAAUUAAAAAGGGCUUUUGCAAGCCAAGGGAAGAGAUGGUCUUGAGUGGAAAAUACAAGUCUGGGGAACAAAUUCUGCGCUUGGCCAAUGAGAGAUUCGCUGUUCCGGAAAUUCUCUUCAAUCCUUCUGACAUAGGCAUUCAGGAGAUGGGGAUUCCAGAAGCCAUUGUCUACUCCAUUCAAAACCUACCUGAAGAAAUGCAGCCACAUUUUUUUAAGAACAUCGUUUUGACUGGCGGAAACUCCCUUUUCCCAGGAUUUAGAGAUCGGGUCUACUCUGAAGUUCGAUGUCUGACUCCAACAGAUUAUGACGUUUCUGUUGUGCUGCCAGAGAAGUAA